Dentiscutata erythropus is the source of this 1014-nucleotide messenger RNA. NCBI's taxonomy places the organism in Eukaryota, Fungi, Glomeromycota, Glomeromycetes, Diversisporales, Gigasporaceae. The record is from the annotation of a GenBank genome assembly.
AUGGCAGACCAUAACGACGGAUAUCGUGAUACUUCGAACUCUACAACAAUUAACCUUAGAGAUUCAAUAGAAUCUUAUCAUGAUAACCCUAGUAUAACUUCGAUCGCAACAAACACACCACUAUUGUACACAUCCUUUGACGAGGCCAACGGCAUAUGUGGACAUAAUAACGACGAAGAUAAUGAUUGUCGUAUGGAAAAAUCGUCUAGUCAACCUAAAAAGAAGUUAUGGAUCGCCAUAGGAAUAUCUCUUACAUUCUUUGCCAUCGAACUUGUUGGUGGUUUUAUUGCCGAGAGUUUAGCAUUAUUGAGUGAUUCUUUUCAUUUACUGAGUGACGUAGUAAGCUUUGGUAUUUCGCUUUUAUCUAUAUAUCUUGCAUCGCGUCCUGCUACUAGAGCGCUCUCAUAUGGUUACCAUCGUGCUGAAAUUUUGGGUGCUCUUGUUUCAAUUUUUCUUAUAUGGCUUCUCACAUUGUAUUUAUGCGUUGAAGCCUAUGAUCGUCUAAAAAAUCCAGUGCAAGUGGAUGGAAAAACAAUGUGUGUUGUUGCAGCUAUUGAAGAAAAUGUCAAUAUUCGUGCUGCGUUGCUUCAUGUUUUGGGCGAUCUUCUUUCUUCAUUAGGAGUUCUGAUUUCGGCUAUAGUAAUUAUGUUUGAUCAGUCCAAAGUAUGGGUUGAUCCAAUUUGCACAUUUAUCUUUUCGGCACUUGUAAUGUUAACAACGUAUGGUGUCUUUCGGAGUAGCAUAAGAGUUUUGAUGGAAGCAACACCAUCGCAUAUUGAUUCAGCUGCCGUAAGGAGAGAUUUAGAAGCAAUUGAAGGUGUAGAGAGUGUACAUGAUUUGCAUAUCUGGGAUUUAACAGUUGGCCGGACAACACUCACGGCUCAUAUUCGACUUUGUAAAUACAAUCCGGAUGUUCAAGCUGAGCCUAUUGUCCCUAACGAUAUAUUACGACAGGCUCGGCACGUGUUAAAGCAGAAUUACGAAAUAUCGCAUGUGACGAUUCAAAUUGAGUAA